Messenger RNA from Tachysurus vachellii, 2617 nucleotides. RefSeq names its product glucose-6-phosphate 1-dehydrogenase-like. Gene Ontology annotation, biological process: pentose-phosphate shunt, oxidative branch; glucose metabolic process. Bases 293 to 1849 code for a protein of 518 amino acids. The record is from RefSeq and is a predicted model, not a curated record. The transcript is spliced from 12 exons. Gene Ontology annotation, molecular function: NADP binding; glucose-6-phosphate dehydrogenase activity. Gene Ontology annotation, cellular component: cytosol. NCBI's taxonomy places the organism in Eukaryota, Metazoa, Chordata, Actinopteri, Siluriformes, Bagridae.
GGGAAUGCUCCGCGUGUUGUCUUAUCCUCGCGCGUGCUCGUAAUUAUCCGGUUUAUUUCAAUUGCAUACUAGGUCAUAAACUAAAAUAGUGUAUGUAUGUCAAUGCGGAAACGAUCACCGUUUGCAGUAAACUGCUAAUUUGAUAAUAAUCUCACGAGCAGGCCUGAAAUCGGAUUAUCUCCAUCAGCGCUGUUUUCUGGCCCGUUAGUCCAGUAAGGUGGCACGAGCUACUUGUUUCUAUGGUAGCAUAACUACUGUUUGUACCGUUAGUGUCGUUAUUAGGAGUAUUAUUAUGAGUCGGUUAGCGCGCUCUCAGUCGGAGGUGUUUGGGGAGAUCCGGAAGGAGCUCUAUGAUGACCAUGAAUUUCGACUGGUUUCUCAUGUGUUCGUUAUCAUGGGCGCUUCGGGGGAUCUUGCCAAGAAGAAGAUUUACCCAACACUUUGGUGGCUUUUCAAGGAUGGACUUCUACCAGAGGAGACCUACUUUGUUGGGUUUGCUCGUUCCCACCUGACCAUGGAUGACAUCCGCGCUGCCUCUUUACCAUACAUGAAGGUUAAAGAUGGUGAUAAUGAGCGUCUCGAAGCAUUUUUCCAGAGGAACUCUUACCUGACCGGACGCUAUACAGAAGGAGAGUCUUUCUCCCAGCUGCAGUCCCACCUGAACUCUUUGUGCCAUGGUACAGGUGCCAACUACAUCUUCUACCUGGCACUGCCACCCACCGUGUAUCACAGCGUCACCACCAACAUUCGCCAGCACUGCAUGAGCAACACGGGCUGGAACAGGGUGAUUGUGGAGAAACCGUUCGGCCGGGACCUGCAGAGCUCAGAGGAACUGUCAGCACAUCUUUCUUCUCUUUUCAGUGAGGAUCAGAUCUACCGUAUAGACCACUAUCUGGGGAAGGAGAUGGUGCAGAACCUCAUGGUCCUCAGGUUUGGGAACAGAAUAUUCGGCCCGAUCUGGAACAGGGACAGCGUGGCCUGCGUCAUUCUGACUUUUAAAGAACCUUUCGGAACUCACGGGAGAGGAGGAUACUUUGAUGACUUUGGUAUUAUUCGUGAUGUCAUGCAAAAUCAUCUUCUACAGAUGCUCACGCUGGUCGCCAUGGAGAAGCCGGCUUCCACCAACUCCGACGAUGUGAGAGACGAGAAGGUGAAGGUAUUGAAGUGCAUAGCACCAGUGACUCUGUGUGAUGUCGUGCUGGGGCAGUACGAGGGGAACCCUGACGGGGAAGGCGAAGCUAAACUGGGUUACUUGGACGACCCCACCGUUCCCAAAGACUCCCACACGGCCACUUUCGCCACCGUAGUGCUCUACAUUCAUAACGAACGCUGGGAAGGGGUUCCCUUCAUCCUGCGUUGUGGAAAGGCCUUGAAUGAGCGCAAGGCUGAGGUGAGGCUGCAGUUCACUGAUGUGCCAGGUGACAUCUUUAAUUCGCAGUGCCAGAGGAACGAGCUGGUUGUGCGCGUGCAGCCUAACGAGGCUAUUUAUGCCAAAAUGAUGAGCAAAAAGCCUGGUGUGUACUUUAACCCCGAAGAGACGGAGCUGGACCUGACCUACCGUAGCAGAUACAAGGACGUGAAGCUUCCCGAUGCUUACGAGCGUCUAAUUCUGGACGUGUUCAGCGGAAAUCAGAUGCACUUCGUGCGCAGUGAUGAGCUCAAAGAAGCCUGGAGAAUUUUCACCCCUUUACUCCACCAGAUAGAAGCAGAAAGGACACGACCGAUCCCUUACACAUACGGAAGUCGCGGGCCGAAAGAGGCGGACGAGCUGAUGAAGAGAGUGGGAUUCCACUACGGAGGAACGUACAAGUGGGUCAACCCUCAUCCCGUGCAACACUCCAAUCUCUGAUCAUUAUCCAAUCACUGAUGGUUAAGACUUCGAUCGCCGAAAAGAAAUCGAACAAAAAUUCAGGAGAUGAACUUUAAUGGGGUCAAUCGGUGAAAGAAUGAAUUCAUCGUGUACCGAAGAUCUCGAUUUUCUACAAAUCAUUUUUUUUUCCCCCCUCUAUGAAUGUUUUGUACAGCGGGAAACCUUUUUUUUUACGUUCUUCUUUCAAUCGUUUACACUCCUUACCUCUUAAUUUAGCGGUAACGCUUCUCUUGCCUGUGUUUUUGUGAUUUGAAUGAAAUUUGCAAGCACUUAUACUCUAGUAUUUCUCUUCCAACCUUUGACCAAAUCACAGCACGCUAGUUACGUUUAGUUACAUUAUUCCAUUCAGUGAGCAUAACCUUCUUUAUUUAUUCUUUAAUUUGUUUGCUGUUUUGGUUUUAAGAUUUAAAAGCAAUAAGUUCAGUAUGUUAUAGAACUUGUUUAAAAGUUAGAGGGGUUUUGCUGCUGCGGUUGUACGGUAUAAAUGUGUUACAGUAUUUCUAUGGAGCCCUGUGUGUAUGUUUGAAAUGUACAAAUGAAUAUAGGGUGUUUUCUAAAAGCUAAGAAAGCUAGUUUAGUUUAUGUGUGUGUGUGUGUGUGUGUGUGAGAGAGAGUGAAUCAACAAACUGCCAAACAUACUGAGUCAACCAGGUCUAGCAGAGUACAAAUAAACUGAUCAAAUGCCAUUGUGUUUAAGUGAUUUAAAGCAGGUUGGAAUUUCUUUUUUUUUUUCCUUCUUUUUUUUUU